CUAAUAUGUAAAAAAUGAAAUUUUAAUUAGUGGUAGGCUGCCUAGCAGGACACAAACAGAUUAGAGGAACCUGAACUUAGCCAGUGUUACUGUAUGCAGCAAGAGUCAUUUUAAAAUCAUAAACCCAUUGGUAGUUCACAAAUCUGUUACCAUCUGUCUCUUCAUGGUUAUAUAGUGCAGGGAGCCUGUUGUGGGUCUAAAUAAAUAAAGAUUCUUUAUGAAACUUUCAUGUGGAUGGGUCUUUCGGGAACCAUAAACGGUUCCUCUGUAGUACCGCUCUGAAAGACUGAUCGGGCCCCUUUAUCUUUAAGAGUGUAGGGGUGUGUUACAUGUAUAAAAAAGCUGAAAACAUCUGAAUAUCUAUAUAAGAAAUUGAUAGAAAAAGAAUGAGAAUUAAGUGGAGAACAGAAACUGUGAUUUGUUAGUGACAUCAUCUGACAGAAAUGACUUAUGUCUCUCACUAGGUAUGUUUACCACAGCUCCCAAUGGAUGGUGGCGGGGAACACUGAUCAUUCAUGUAUAACACCCAGAUUAUACAUCCACCCUGACUCGCCCUGCUCUGGGGAGACAUGGAUGAGGCAGGUUAUCAGUUUUGAUCGAGUCAAACUCACCAACAAUGAGAUGGACGACAAAGGUCAUAUAAUUCUCCAGUCCAUGCAUAAGUACAAGCCGCGGGUGCAUGUGAUAGUGCACAGCUCAAAACUGGAUUUGGCACAAAUUCAUUCACUUCCAGAUGAAGGUGUAAAGACGUUUAUCUUCAAAGAAACCGAAUUCACUACAGUCACGGCUUACCAAAACCAGCAGAUUACAAAGCUUAAAAUUGACAGAAAUCCUUUUGCUAAAGGAUUCAGAGAUCCUGGAAGAAACAGGGGUGUUUUAGAUGGGAUUUUGGAAACCUAUCCUUGGAGAAGCCCUCUUAGUCUUGACUUGAAGCACUUUGGCUUGGAGGCCCAAGGUAGGGGGACGUCAUCACCCCUGAGCUGUGGGACCCCAUCUACUAUAAGUGGCCUGCCUUCAUCACCCUGUUCAUUUGGCUUGCCUUGUUCAAACACAGCCUUGCACAGCCUCACCAUACCUCUUUCCUACAAGUUGUACUCUCCAAGCCUGGGUAGAAGUCACCCGUUCAGUCCAGCUGACCAUGAAAGACUGCAGGAGAGUGGCUCUGUGGGGGUACAAGUGCUUGCUGACUUUCCUUUUCUGGAAUCCUUCAGUAUUCCUCAGUUGAGAGAUAAAAAGAAGGGAGUGGACUGUAAGGGCCCGUGCAUUCAGGAGCUGCCAGGUCCGACACAGCAUCUUUAUUUACACUGGAUGCAUGAGGCUGGCAGUGCUGGCCUUCCGGCAUCCCAGCUCCGACAGGAUUCUUGUUCUCUUCUGCCCCAUUACAGUUUGUGCAACUAUGAUCUAUCAAUGGCAUCGAGACUGUCUAAUAUGACGCGGCAUUUCAAGCUUGCUGAAGCCAUGCCACUGACACCUAGAGAGGGACAACUGUGUCAUAAACUUUGGAAUUCGCCCACUUAUCAUUUACUUUGAAUGCAAAUACUCUUUUGAACUGAUGCUUCCUCUGCUUCAUU
Messenger RNA from Polypterus senegalus (gray bichir), 1571 nucleotides. Its product is annotated as T-box transcription factor TBX22-like. Lineage: Eukaryota; Metazoa; Chordata; Cladistia; Polypteriformes; Polypteridae. The record is from RefSeq and is a predicted model, not a curated record. The transcript is spliced from 5 exons. Gene Ontology annotation, cellular component: nucleus. Gene Ontology annotation, molecular function: DNA-binding transcription factor activity, RNA polymerase II-specific; RNA polymerase II cis-regulatory region sequence-specific DNA binding. Gene Ontology annotation, biological process: cell fate specification; positive regulation of DNA-templated transcription; regulation of transcription by RNA polymerase II. Bases 451 to 1530 code for a protein of 359 amino acids.